This is a messenger RNA of Oryzias latipes (Japanese medaka), 6666 nucleotides long. RefSeq names its product sprouty related EVH1 domain containing 2a (gene spred2a). Gene Ontology annotation, cellular component: membrane. Gene Ontology annotation, biological process: multicellular organism development; negative regulation of MAPK cascade. NCBI's taxonomy places the organism in Eukaryota, Metazoa, Chordata, Actinopteri, Beloniformes, Adrianichthyidae. Gene Ontology annotation, molecular function: protein kinase binding. The record is from RefSeq and is a predicted model, not a curated record.
UCCAGCAGGUUGGACGUCUUUCAUCCAGCAGGUUGUGAAACUUUGAUUCUCUUUUCUUUUCUUUCAGCAGUUCAUUCAGAUAUUUGGAGGAUCUUCACAUGUGUGUUUCAGGAUUAAUAGUCCUAUAAUUCUACAUGGACGAUUUUCCCAAACACGCAUGCGCCAUUCCCGGACCACCGAAACCGUCCACCCGCCCCUGCAGUGAGGAGGAGGGAUGGGACUCUACCGACACCGGCGCGCCGGAGGAGGCGGCCUGGCCUGAACCCGAGGCUCCCGCCGCUGCGGGCGGACGGACGAACGGAGGAGCGCAUCCAAACCGGAACGCCGCACGCGGAUCACAGAACCGGGCCGCCGGCAUGAAGCGUCCGCGCCGCGCCGCGGCUCCGCGCCACCGGAGGUGAAACGGGGGAAAAAUGAACGAGGAAUGGCGCCCAGAGGAUGACAGCUUCAUCGUGCGCGUGAAGGCGGUGGUGAUGACCAGAGAUGAGUCCAGCGGCGGCUGGUUGGCGCAGGACGGCGGUCUGAGCAGAGUGGGCGUGUGCCGACUGCUGCCAGACCUGCUGCCCGGCCGCUUCUCCUUCCUCAUCCACGGCGAGCGGCUGAAGGACCGGCAGGUGAUCCUGAAGUGCUUCUUAAAGAAAGACCUGGUGUACACCAAGGCCACGCCCACAUUCCACCACUGGAGGGUGGACAACAGGAAGUGCGGCCUGACCUUCCAGAGUCCGUCCGACGCCCGAGCCUUUGACCGCGGGGUGAGGAAGGCUCUGGAGGACCUCACAGAAGGCUCCACCACGUCCUCCUCCACGCUGCACAACGAAACGGAGCUCGGAGACGAUGACGUGUUCACGACAGCCACAGACAGUUCCUCCAACUCCUCCCAGAGGAGAGAGCCAGCGAUGACCGCUUGGGUUCCUGCCUACUUCUGCGAACCCCGCCGGCCCCACUGCAUUCUGGGACAUUUCUACGAGCAGCCCCGAGCCUUGGAGCACUGCUUCCUGGAGCAGGCGGUGCACAUCAUCCCCCAUCGCGUUGGCUUCCAGGUGGACGAGGAUGACAUCGUACGCAUCAACCCGCGAGAGCGAGGCUGGCUCACCGGCUACGAGGACUACCGGCAUGCUAACUCCACCCAGGACAACCUGGUCCCGCCUCACACGCCGGACACCUACGUGCACUUCACCAAGAAGGACGCACCCAAGCGGGACCAGCGGGACCACCUCUACCCGUUUCCGCUUAGCUGCGGCGUGCGGCCGUGCUGCGACAGCAAGGCGGGCUGCGGCGACCUCGGAGGGGCCCACAGGACGGUGGUGACUCUGCCCCCUAGGCCCCUCCCGGCCAAAUGCAAACGGCACGCGGAGGACGCGGAGCACCUCCGCUGCGUGUACUGUCAGGACAUGUUCAGGCUGGAGGAGAACUGGCGGGGCCGCUGCCAGGAGGCCCCGGACCCCGUUCGGACCUGCAUCCGGCGGGUCAGCUUCAUCUGGUGCGCCGACAGCCUGCUGUACCACUGCAUGUCCGACCCGGAGGGCGAGUACUUCGACCCUUGCUCCUGCGACACCAGAGACGAGCACUUCUGCCUGCGCUGGGCGGCGCUGGUGGGCCUGUCCCUACUGGCCCCCUGCAUGUGCUGCUACGGCCCGCUGCGGGCGUGCCACCGCUGCGGUGUGGCCUGCCGCUGCUGCGGCGGCAAGCACAAGGCUGCGAGCUGAGGCGCCGCAGCCCCGCCCACCCCCAAGACCACCUGCCAUCAAAGGCCGCUGUGAUUUCUGUCGUCGUUUGUGUGAACAGAUUUAAAUCCUGGUUUUCCUUUGUGAAGGUCAGAGGUCAUUUCUAGAGAGAACGUUCAUGAAUGAGUGAGCGGUGUCGCCGUGCACGUGCACUUCCAAAUCCCACCAGCAGGGCUGAAGUCAGAGGAGCGUUCCCGCCUUCAGAGGCAGGACUCUGCCUGCAGAAGUGAAUCGGGUUGAUUCCUUUGAUCCGUUUGAAAAGCCGACAAGUAUAAUCAACGUUUUAGCCCCGAUGAACCGACCACAGGAACGAAGGACUUUGGCUCUGAAGCAGACCAACAAGAGACCAACACAUGAACUGGGCCUAACUGGGAUAAGUCAAGGACCGUUAAGCCCCGUGUUUGGACCAGUUCUGUCCAAAUGUUUGGGACCAGUUUGGACCAGUGCUGUCCAUACGUCUGGAGACUUGGACCAGUUCCAAACGUCUGGGACCAGUUUGGACCAAUUCUGUCCAAACGUCUGGGACCAGUUUGGACCAGUUCUGUCCAAACGUCUGGGACCAGUUUGGACCAGUACUCUCCAAACAUCUGGGACCAGUUUGGACCAGUUCUGUGCAAACGUCUGGAGACUUGGACCAGUUCUGUCCAAACGUCUGGGACCAGUUUGGACCAGUACUCUCCAAACAUCUGGGACCAGUUUGGACCAGUUGUGUCCAAACGUCUGGGACCAGUUUGGACCAAUUCUGUCCAAACGUCUGAGACCAGUUUGGACCAGUUCUGUCCAAACGUCUGCGACCAGUUUGGAACAGUUCUGUCCAAACGUCUGGGACCAGUUUGGACCAGUUCUGUCCAAACAUCUGGGAACAGUUUGGACCAGUUCUGUGCAAACGUCUGGAGACUUGGACCAGUUCUGUCCAAACGUCUGGGACCAGUUUGGACCAGUUCUGUCCAAACGUCUGGGACCAGUUUGGACCAGUUCUGUGCAAAGGUCUGGAGACUUGGACCAGUUCUGUCCAAACGUCUGGGACCAGUUUGGACCAGUACUCUCCAAACAUCUGGGACCAGUUUGGACCAGCUGUGUCCAAACGUCUGGGACCAGUUUGGACCAAUUCUGUCCAAACGUCUGGGACCAGUUUGGACCAGUUCUGUCCAAACGUCUGGGACCAGUUUGGACCAGUUCUGUCCAAACAUCUGGGACCAGUUUGGACCAGUACUCUCCAAACAUCUGGGACCAGUUUGGACCAGUUCUGUGCAAACGUCUGGAGACUUGGACCAGUUCUGUCCAAACGUCUGGGACCAGUUUGGACCAAUUCUGUCCAAACGUCUGGGACCAGUUUGGACCAGUUCUGUCCAAAAGUCUGGGACCAGUUUGGACGAAUUCUGUCCAAACGUCUGGGACCAGUUUGGACCAGUUCUGUCCAAACGUCUAGGACCAGUUCUGUCCAAACAUGUGGGACCAGUUUGGACCAAUUCUGUCCAAACAUCUGGGACCAGUUUGGACCAGUACUGUCCAAACGUCUGGAGACUUGGGCCAGUACUGUCCAAACGUCUGGAGACUUGGGCCAGUACUGUCCAAACGUCUGGAGACUUGGGCCAGUACUGUCCAAACGUCUGGAGACUUGGGCCAGUACUGUCCAAACCUCUGGAAGCUGGUGCCAAGCUUGGAUCAGCUGUGCCUGCCUCAUUCUCCGUUUGGAAUUUUGGAAAACCUCUCCUGACGUUCUUGUGGGACAGACUGACGGCGUGACGUUUCUGUACCUACCGCUAAACACGGAGGCGUGUUCCAUAUGUGUCACUUUCCUCUCGUGUUGUCAUGGCUGCAGAGCUCGCAGACUCCGUGUCGUCUCCGCCGUAACGUUUUUCAGGUGAAGGAAUCGAACGUGAAGUCAUCACGGCAAACCUGCAGAGUGUUUAUCGCAGCAGAACUCUGAUCCCGCUCAGUCUUACGUUUGGACAGGACCAUGUGAUCAGAACCAUUCGGGCGUGAAAACGGCGAGGUUCUGUGGGAAGCUGGAACGCUCAGAUGUCACUCACAGCAAUGUGGCGUUCGGACGUGAGACAAACCUUCAGCGGCGAUGUUCUGGUUCUGAUCUAACUCAGGGAAAGUAGCGCUCAGAGGGACAUUCAGACACUUUUUCACCGUUAAAGCAGAAAAAAAGGAGAUCGGUUGUGAUCUGUGUUUGGCCAAAACAUUCAGGUGUAAACGGCGAGGUUCUGUCAUCUUCAGAGAACCCGGUGCGUCCACAUGGUUCUGGUAUAGUGUGAAACCGUUUCCUUUUGUUGGCUCUUGCUGUUUGGAUUUUUCUGGACCCGGUUCUGGUUUGGAAAAUUCUGCAGUGCAGAUGGAAUCUAGAGCAGGAAGACCUGGAUGAAGUGGACGGAUGUUUGAUCAGAAGGAGCAGACAUGGGCGGGUUCUGCGCUUUACCAUGAGGCAUUUCGGUCUUUCAGAACCUGGAUCGGAGCAGAUCAAAGAUCCUUCUGAUGGUAGAAACACAAACUGAAGGGCUGAGCGGCGGCCUCAGUGCCCCCCCUCACAUCAACACACCGGCGACGACGUCCUCCGCUGCCGUGACGGCGCUGGUUCUGCAGUUGAUGAAGACGUGGCACACAGGGGUGGGACGCUGUACGGCUGUGAGGGUUGCUCGCUGAGCCUCCCCCAGUUCCCAUCCCUGCUUUGGUUGCUGCCCCCCAUGCUCACUGGUGGGGGGCGUCGUGCACAGAGACUCUAGUGGCGGAAGGUUGUGGGUCAGCUGAACUGAAAGCUUUCCUGACCGCUGGGGUGCAGGACACUGGACCACAGGGCCGCUGCAUUUAGGUUUUGAUGUUUCCUCUGCUAUCGGACUCGGCCUCAUCAUCACCAGGAUGUGUCACUGCCAUGCCAACCGCUCCUCCCGAACGCCAACAAUCACGCCAAGCUGUGGUCGGCGCCGUUACUAUGACGCCAGGAUAACCUGUGCGGCGGCUGAUGUGGGCACUGAUGCUAAACGGCUAGCAUUCAUGUGGUUCUGGAAGGCUCAACGAAGAACCAAAGACCGACUUUCAUUCAGCCAGCAGACCCCCCCAGUGAGCGCUGGGGGGAGGUCCAGGGCUUCAUGGGGGGGCACAGACAUCCCAGAAUGGGUUUUGGCGUGGAUGCGGCCUCGCUCAGGGUGAACGCUGGCUCCUCUCAGCCUCACUGUGAUGAAGGACGCUGCAUCAGCAGAACUGCCGCCCAGAGGUUCUACCCUGGUGGGAGGUCUGUCACGCCCCCCACUGAAGCCAAACAUCCCAAAAUAAUAAUAAUAAUUGAUACUUUAUUUAUCCCACAAUGGGGAAAUUCUUCUCCACAUUUUGACCCCUCCCCUGGGGGUAGUAGUGAGCUGCAGGCAAGCCGUACUGGGGGGGGUGAUAGCUGGCAAGGGAGAGCGGGUAUCGAACCGCGAACCCUCCUGUUGAUGGACAACCUGCUCUCUCACCUGAGCUAAACUGCCGCCAAAAGAGUCUGUAGUUGCGGCGGCGCCUGGGUGGUAUCAGAGCGGUUUCAGCCAACGUGAGGCUGGACGGGUUUGAGACGUCCAGACUGGAGGUUCCACCUCAUCCCAACAGAAACGUUCUUCAGCGUGGAUCGUGUGAUCUGAACCGUCGUUUGUUCUGGAACGGCCAAAAAGGGCCCUGUCAUUGGCCGUGCCGUCAGAACCGCCGUGUAUUCUGGGACGGCGCAGAGCUGCCUGUCGUUGGCCGUGACGUCAGAACCGCCGUGUAUUCUGGGACGGCGCAGAGGUGCCUGUCAUUGGCCGUGCCGUCAGAACCGCCGUGUAUUCUGGGACGGCGCAGAGGUGCCUGUCGUUGGCCGUGACGUCAGAACCGCCGUGUAUUCUGGGACGGCGCAGAGGUGCCUGUCGUUGGCCGUGACGUCAGAACCGCCGUGUAUUCUGGGACGGCGCAGAGGUGCCGGUCGUUGGCCGUGACGUCAGAACCGUCACGUGUUCUGGGACGGCGCAGAGGUGCCGGUCGUUGGCCGUGACAUCAGAACCGUCACGUGUUCUGGGACGGCGCAGAGGUGCCGGUCGUUGGCCGUGACAUCAGAACCGUCACGUGUUCUGGGACGGCGCAGAGGUGCCGGUCGUUGGCCGUGACAUCAGAACCGUCACGUGUUCUGGGACGGCGCAGAGGUGCCGGUCGUUGGCCGUGGCCUCAGAACCGUCGCGUGUUCUGGGACGGCGCAGAGGUGCCUGUCGUUGGCCGUGACGUCAGAACCCUCACGUGUUCUGGGACGGCGCAGAGGUGCCGGUCGUUGGCCGUGACGUCAGAACCCUCACGUGUUCUGGGACGGCGCAGAGGUGCCUGUCGUUGGCCGUGGCCUCAGAACCGUCGCGUGUUCUGGGACGGCGCAGAGGUGCCUGUCGUUGGCCGUGACGUCAGAACCGCCGUGUAUUCUGGGACGGCGCAGAGGUGCCGGUCGUUGGCCGUGACGUCAGAACCCUCAUGUGUUCUGGGACGGCGCAGAGGUGCCGGUCGUUGGCCGUGACGUCAGAACCGUCACGUGUUCUGGGACGGCGCAGAGGUGCCGGUCGUUGGCCGUGACGUCAGAACCGUCACGUGUUCUGGGACGGCGCAGAGGUGCCUGUCGUUGGCCGUGACGUCAGAACUGUCACGUGUUCUGGGACGGCGCAGAGGUGCCUGUCGUUGGCCGUGGCCUCAGAACCGUCGCGUGUUCUGGGACGUGGAAAGUGCCUGAAGUCUUGGUCACGAAUACCUGCAAAGAAAAAGGUUCAGGAAACAAAACGGGGUUUUCUAUACAGAUGAGUCCUUUUGACCGGUGGAUCUUUCAGAACAUAUACAUACAUGUGGAUCAGGUGUAUGCUGUACAUUUUCAGUUCUAUUUUUUUAUUGUUUUUAAAAUGGUCGAUGUAUCCGAGACAAAAGUAUCCUCUGGAAAUUAAAGGUGAAUCCUCAAACUGUG